This is a messenger RNA of Trichobilharzia szidati, 2395 nucleotides long. NCBI's taxonomy places the organism in Eukaryota, Metazoa, Platyhelminthes, Trematoda, Strigeidida, Schistosomatidae. The record is from the annotation of a GenBank genome assembly.
AUGGAGAGUAUCCUGGACAACCAUGUCAACACAACACCUACUGGCACUCGUAAAUCCCCAUCUGGGGAAGCUGAUCAAAGUCAGCAUGAUGAAACAUCUAACACCGAAUCAACAACACUAACGAAUAGUGUGUUUCCCGUAGCCUCACUCAGUCCACCUUCAGAAAUAUACGAUGCAUCCUUAGCGAUUAAAAAUGCCGUAAACCACAAUGAUUUGGCAGAUUACGAUGCUACAUGUCGAGAUUCUUCUAUGCAAGACCAACCACAAUUGCCAAAAAAGCUGAGUCCGUAAGUUUUAUAUUGCACGAAGCAUUUUUCUUUGGUUAAAUAGGAUGUCUGAAUUGUAAAAGUUUGAGAAUCAAACAAGAUAUGGCUAUUGCGAUUACUAGUUUGUAAGGUAGUGCAGAUGUUAAUAUAGUUGUUCCCAACUGAGACUUCAGGAAAUCUGCACUCGUCGAGGACAAUCUAGAAUCUGUGUUCAGCGGAAAAUGUAUGUAGACGAAAAAAACAUUUACUCAUCAACACUUAUACAACUAAUCCUAUCUUCUAACAACAUGGAUUGUAGUUGUAUAUCUUGACUUAUUGCACCAUACGAUUUUGAAUGAAUGUUUUUUGUUUGCCUGAAUACGUGUAUUUAAUUGGGAGGUAAUGAUGUUUGGAAAGUGUUUGAUUUAAUUGUCGUUAUGAAAUUUCACAUUGAAAGGAAUAAUUAAAUUUCAGGGAAUGCCGAAGGAAGAACGUGAAAUUAUAUCAAUACAUUAAUUGGCUAUUUGGAUGUAACCAAUGUUAUUUGUCUAAUACUUUGUGUUGGUGCUGACUGAAUUCUCUCAGUCGGGUUUGCAGUAUGGUCACCAAGCUGGGUGACCUGCAAUUACCUUGCACUUCUAGUUGAGAUCAGUUGAUUUGUGUCUCUGAACUGUGUGCCUUUCUUGUGCGAGGUGUAUUUUCUACCAAAAUGUUAUGUAAGGAAAUUUUCGUGAUAAUUUCAAAAAAAACUUUUAUUCGUGUUUCGCCUACUAGAUUCGUCUCUGCGUGUAAGAUUACGGUAUUUUGGCUACACCAUUGAAACGAAUUACAACAGUUUCCAACCUACACUCCUAAAUCCAAAAAUCCCUAUUCUCUGUGUAAAUACUUUUGUGAAAAUAUUUCAUAUAUAUUUUACUCGGGUGUAGUUACAUUUCAUUGAAACAAUUUACCCAAAAUUUCGAAAAAAAUUUAAAUCCUUUAUUAAAAUGGGUUCCUGUUCGUUCCUAGGCACCAGCUUUUAUACAAAAGACGAAGCAGGCCCGUCGGCGCUGAGUCUGCCCCACAUGAAAUUAUUAACAAGCUAUCGGCAAGUGGUUUUAAGGCGAAACACAAACAUCGACCUUCCUGUCGUCACUUUCGCCCUACUGUUCGAACCAAGCCAAAGUGCGACGAUACAGGUGAGGACGUAAGUUCUCCAUCUGGCUUUCUGGAGACAGAAGGAUCUGAAAAUCCUCUUCCUUCAACGUCUGUAACCAACGGUAAGUUUGUUUGGGAAUGUAGAUAACUUGAUCUUUCAGUGAAUUAACUUGGUAUGUAUACAUAUUUAUUUUCGCAGUGGCGUAUUUUAAUAGUUGGGCUAUUUCAUUCACCUAUUCCCCUUUAUGAAUUUGAGUAAAGCAAACAACGGUUUCAGCCGAAUAACAUAAUUUUGUUUCGUCCGUUUCUUGACAGCUGGAUACAGCCUGAAAAAUUAUUAGGCAUGUAUGCAGAGGAGUUUUAACGUACUUGCGAAGGCAAUAUGAUGUCAGUUUAUAGAAGGCUGUAAUCAUAAAUUGUACUCCAAGGCAUUUAGAAGACAAAUGCAUUAUUCAAAUUUAUCAAAGGAACUGAUUUUUCUAACUUAUAUAUAACUUUAAAAAAUCAGAUGCUUCGUUCAUUAACCCGCAAAGAAGAUUCCUGAUCAUUCGUUAACGACUGGCUGCAUAUAAUGUGAAUGAUAAAUUUUAGUUAGUUGAAAGCCUGGGCCAUAAUAACGUUUCCAAUCAGUUCAUAUUGUUAUUUGGUGUAACUCUGGAUCAUAAGCAUCCUGAUUCAUGAGACCAUCUUUAUUAUUUGUUAGCAUUUUGGACUUCUUCCUGUACAAGUGCUGGAAUUUAAACCCCUACUAAUUGAUGUGUAACAAGGAUGUGCUAUUCCGAUUUGAUAAUACUGUCUACCGUCAAGUAGAUGAUAUAGCUAUGGUUAAUCCACUAGGAGGUCCUGUAUUAACAAACACCAUGUUUAAUUUAAAGAGAACAAAGCUUAAAUGUGCAAUCGACGAAACAGCUUAUCGUCGAUGUGUUGAUAACACAUUCGUGACAAUGGAACCUAUGCAUCCUAUCUACUUGGACCAUUCAGUGAUACACAUGGAAAUACUGAGUUUACUGUGG